CGCGCUUCCCACGAGCCCCGCGGCGUGGCGCCGGUGGGUUCUCGGACUCCGCGGGAGGCGCGGCGGAGGCGGGCGGGUUGAAGGGCUCGCACCUGCCUGCGGCUGCCCGCGGUCCCGGACCGCGGGGUAGGCGAUGUUCGGGGCGGGCAGGUACAGCAUCCCGCGGCCCGUCACUAGGAACCUGGAAGACCUGGACUCGGUGCAGAGCGUCCUGCUACACAGUGACCUUGAGCCUGAAUGGUUGGAUGGUGUGCAGAAAAAUGGGGAAUUAUUUUAUUUAGAAUUGAGUGAAAGUGAAGAAGAAACUCUGCUUCAGAACAGCUGUCCAGAAAUGCCGGCAGUGAAUCAUGUCAGGUUUCGUGAAAAUGAAGCUGAAGUUAUUCAAGAGGGAUCACGAAAAGAAAGAAAGUAUGAACUGAAGAAAUUGACCAAAAUGUUGAAAAAGAAGAAUCUUUUACCAAAGCAUUCUGGUAAGAAAGGCAGUGGAAGCUGCAGUGUGCAUUCCACGGGUCUUACUUCCAUCUUGAAACACCAAUCCGAUCAGAAAAUGGGUGUCACUGUUCAGCAAAAGUACAAAGAUGUGUAUGUUUAUGUAAAUCCCAGAAAACUCCAGAGUGCUGGAGAAGAUGAGCAGCACAGGCUUUUGGAGGUCUUAGUAGGGAUUGUCCAUCAGUCUUCGUGGAGCAGCAGAAGAACAGAAAAACACGGCAAGAAGGAUAAAGUCACCAGAGGAACUGGUGAAGAGAGACUUGUAGUACAUGGAUUGGUGCCAGGUAGUUCAGCAAUGAAAACAGGUCAAAUCUUGAUUGGAGAUGCUCUAGUUGCUGUAAAUGAUGUUGAUGUGAAUUCUGAAAACAUAGAAAGGGUUCUGUCUUGCAUUCCAGGUCCUAUGCAGGUUAAACUUACAUUUGAAACAUCAAUAUUUGAGCCUGAAGAAACUUCUCAGCAAAGGUAUAAACGGGCACAGUCAAGUAUGAACAAUCUGGUUCAGCUUUUGUGGGGAGAAGACAGCAUCGACCAUCAACAGGCUCUGCAAGACGUGCCUCAUAUUGUUAUGUUCCUCACACUGAAACUGGACUCUGAAACAUCUAAGGAUGAGCAAGAAAUCCUUUAUCAGUACCCUGUAUCAGAAGCAUCCCAAAAACUGAAAAGUGUGAGAGGAAUAUUUCUCACACUGUCGGACAUACUGGAAAGUGUUACCGGUACCCAGAUUAUCAGUUCCUCCCUUUUCUUAUGCGAAAAACUGGUUCAGGUUGUUUACUGGAAAGAAGGUGACAAGUUGCUUGUAAUUGGUCUUCCUGAAGAAAAUGUGCCACUUGCUCAGCUGAGGAACAUGAUUGAAGAUGUUGUCAGGACCUUGAAAUUCAUGUAUGGCUCUUUAGACAGUGCUUUUUGCCAGGUGGACAAUGUUUCUCGGCUGGAUCAUUUUUUCAACCUGUUCUUCCAGCGGGCGCUUCAGCCUGCAAGACUCAAGUCAAAUGCCAGCCCCAGCACUCAACACUAUGAUACUUGCAGUGCGUUAUUCUUAAACAGUCUCCCAGGCUUGCGCUGGCUGACAUUGCCUCAGGAAGUCAAGAUGGAGAUUGACACAGCACUGAGUGACCUGGAAGCAGCUGACUUUGCAGAGCUGUCUGAAGAUUAUUAUGACAUGAGAAGAUUAUAUAUGAUUAUGGGCUCUUGUCUUUUCUACAAGGGUUACUUGAUUGGUAAUCACUUGCCAAAGGAAGAUCUUACUGACAUAGGUUUAUAUUGUCGGCACUAUUGUCUGUUACCCUUGGCAGCAGAACAGAAGAUCAGUCAGUUAGUGAUAUGGCGGGAAGUAUUUCCACAUCAUCAUAUCCAGCCAUGUGAAGUUUCUGCUAUUACAGGAUACAGGGAGCCUGAAGCAAGAUACUUUUUACUGAUAGUUGGCUUGAGAUACUUUAUGCUGUGUGUCCUGCUAGAGGCGGGAGGCUGUGCUUCAAAAGCAAUUGGGAAUCCAGGACCAGACUGUGUAUACGUAGAUCAGGUCAAAGCCACUAUACUUCAACUGGAAGGAAUAGAUGCCAGCAUAGAGGAAAGGCUAGAUUCUCCUUCCAUCCCACCUUUAUCUUGUGCUGACUGGUUCCUUCCUGCAACACGUGACAAAUCUGAGAACUUGACCACCUCACCCAUGCUCAGCAAGCUACAAAAUACUUUGAAAUCAGGAACCACUCCAGCAAGCAAAAGGACCCUGUUUGGUGACUCAUCUUUAAUGACACGUAAGCCGAGCCCUACGAGGAGCAGUGGAGGACCUGACCGUGGUAAUGAAGGUCCUGUGGAAGAUGAAAGCAGUAAUCAACAAUCUGCAGUAGAUCAGGCCACUAAAAAAAAACAUACCCUACCAAAUCCAUUUAAUUUAGGAAGCCUCAAAAAGAACCUUUCAGAGAAAGAUACAGAACUUCUUAAUGCUGUCAAGUUGACAUCUGGUCCUGAGAAUACCCUCUUCCACUAUCUCUCCUUGGAAACGAUGCAAGGAAUCUUUAUCACUCCAACUCACAAAGAAGUAGCACAGCUUGGUGGCUCCAUCCACCCUCAGUUAAUUGAGAAUUUCUAUCGUUGCUGUCUUUCAAUUCGAGACAUUUUUCAGCAGUCCAUGAGGAAAGAAGAUAAACUAAAAGCAGGCAGUGGGAUUUCAGAAUUCAGUAAGGCAGCUGAUGACCUAGAUCUGAUAACAGAACACGGACUUUUGUUUGAAUGCUCUCCUGAAAACUGGACUGAUCAGAAGAAACCACCACCAACAAUGAAUUACUGGGUUGUGGGGAGACGCAUUCUGCAUCCCAAACCUCAGGAGUGUUAUGUCUGUUUCCACGACUCAGUCACAGAAGCUGCUGUUGAACUGGCCUUUAAACUGUCCUUUGGUUUAGUGACAUAGAUGAGCUUCCUGAACACUGAGGCCACCUCAUGGUGUUGUCAUCUCUUGAAAGUACUUCAAUAUAAAGAAAAACUAACUCAGUUGUGGUGCCCACCACAUCCUUGAAAUGCUUGACAAAAAAAUAAAUCUACCUUGUGGUAGGACACAGGUAAAACUUCAGUGGUGAUUCUGAUGAUCUAAUCAACUGAAUACUUAAAAAGAAUUCAGAGAACCAGAGUUCUUAUUUUUACAUACUGGUGAAUUAUUUAUCCUGAUCAUAACUUUAUUAUAUGAAAACAUUGCAUAAUUUGUACAUUCAGUGCUGUUCAGUCUAUAAUAUGAAAUGUAAAAUAAUAAGCUGAUACCCCGAAAGUGCUCUCUGAAUAUCUGACAAUUGGUGAUGGAGGAAAAAAUAGUAUUCCAGUUAAUUAAAACGUUGUUCCCCUAAGGGCAUGAAAAAUAGCAAAUGUUUUCAGUAACACUGUGGUAAUCAAAACAGAAAGAAAUCUUUUAGACAAUUCAUGGCAGUUGGCUGCCCAGAGCUAAUGGCUUACUGGUUUUGACAGUAUGGCCUCCUGCACACUCAAGGACUAUAGUGUGCUUGAUGUUUUACUUGACUUCACAAGUUUUAAAUUGUGAUAUAAAUAAUGCUUAUAUCUGUUAAAACAUAAUUUUGAAGUUAUAAAAGAAAAUGGGGGGGCAGGGAGGAUGAGGGUUUUAAGCAUGGAGUUGGCUUAUUUUAUAUUCAGAAUUUUGUAAUAAAAAUUAAGUAUUUGUUAAAGACCAGUAAA
Molecule: messenger RNA, 3663 nt
Organism: Neopsephotus bourkii (Bourke's parrot)
Lineage: Eukaryota; Metazoa; Chordata; Aves; Psittaciformes; Psittacidae
Gene: INTU
Product: inturned planar cell polarity protein
Exons: 16
Coding region: 134-2893 (919 amino acids)
Biological process (GO): establishment of planar polarity; cilium assembly; nervous system development
Cellular component (GO): cytoplasm; cilium
Molecular function (GO): protein binding
Source: RefSeq, a predicted model, not a curated record